This is a messenger RNA of Neolamprologus brichardi, 3952 nucleotides long. NCBI's taxonomy places the organism in Eukaryota, Metazoa, Chordata, Actinopteri, Cichliformes, Cichlidae. The record is from RefSeq and is a predicted model, not a curated record.
CGCAGAGAGUUCAGCUCAGUCGAAUCAGGAGCAAGGAGAGGGCAUAAAAGCGGAGCGAUCGCUCUCGGCUUUAUUAUGCUCAAUUUGACCACUAAUUGCCAGUCUAACCGCUCGGACCCAUGGUGAAGAGAAAGAAGACAUCGUCUACUACAGAGGAGCACCAAAAUGGCAUGACACCGGGCUCCAGGGAGGGGAUCGGUGUCGAUGGGAGGAGGAAUCCGUCCAGAAAGCCCGACGGUUGCGACGAAGAGGAGAACGGAGAGCAGGCGAGCGAGGAGCGCAGUACAAAGGGAGAGGACGGAGUGGAAAUUCUUAAUCCAUCAACCACGGGUCUCAGCUCCGGUUCAGCCCCGGUCCUUCCUGCUUCUGCUCCGAACCGAACCGGACCAGGCUCGACCCAGCCUCCUCAGACAUCAGCUGAGCCCGGCCCUCCGGGCCCCGACCAGCAUCAUUUUCUCCGAUCAAGCGUUCGACCUCCGAGCAAACGGAUACGGAAGGAUUCAAUCGGCUCCUCCAUCAAUGGACAUGGCGGGGCAAAAUCGAAAGGGGCAGAGAAUGGCUCCUCUUCCCAGGGUGUGGUGGGACAGACCGGGCCUGUGGUCAGCGCCACGGGGGGAGUAUCCAAGACCUCCAAGGGCCAAGGGUCUACAGAGAAGGAAGAACAAGCUGGUAACCAGAAAAGAGCCCGUCGGCAGUGGGAAUCCUGGAGCGCCGAGGACAAAAACAGCUUUUUUGAGGGUCUUUAUGAGCACGGGAAGGAUUUUGAGGCCAUCCAGAACAACAUUGCAAUGAAGUACAAGAAGAGAGGCAAGCCAGCAAAUAUGGUGAAGAACAAGGAACAGGUCCGCCACUUUUACUACCGAACUUGGCACAAGAUCUCCAAACACAUCGACUUCGCUAACGUGUACUCCAGGGUGUUAAAGAAAUCUUCUCAAGAACUGUACGGCCUCAUCUGCUACGCCGAGCUUCGCAAAAAAGUUGGAGGAUUGAUGGAUGAUAAGAAUGUGGCAAAGCUGAACGAACUCAUCCAGCAAGGGGCCACCACCGUGCGCUCUAAGGGGAGGAACCUGCGGAUCAAAGCUCCAAUGUGCAGAGCGUUGAAGAAACUUUGUGAUCCAGAUGGAGUGAGUGAUGAAGAGGACCAGAAGCCGGUGCGUCUGCCCUUGAAGGUGGCAGUGGAGCUCCAACCACGCAGUAACCACUCCUGGGCCCGAGUUCAGAGUCUUGCCCACAACCCUCGUCUCAGGAUGGUGGUGGAGCUCCACAGGAAAGUCUCCAGCCUCAUAGAGUAUCUGAAACAGAAGUGGGCUUAUCAUGACCAGCGGAUUCUUAAGAGUCUCAUGGAGAGAGAGGCUCUAGAAGGCAACCAGACCAGCACAGCCUCUCCCAGCAUAACUCAGAAGGAAGAACUUUUUCUUUUUCCAGCUGAGAGCUGCACAUUGACUGCACUGCCUGGGGUGGCACGUGUGGUUCACUCCAAAGCCUCCUGCACUGUCCAUUGGAUCGAGAGUGGCAAGAGCCGGCCUAAUGCCAAGGAGUUGCCAGCUGCCCAGAUCCUGGGCAUCCAUGCAGCUCCACAACCUCGAACUGGCAGCAAAUCUGGGCGGGCAAGCGCUGCUGUUGCUGGUGCUUCACUGACUAUUACAGGUGAUGCUCGUCGAACUGAAACCCCCAACCCUGAUCCAUCAGCAGACAGCUCUGCAAAGGUAGAGGAGAAGAGACUUCAGUCCCCUUGUGUCCCAGUUUCCUCUCAGCAGACUGUCAGAGAAGAGGGAGAUGGCAUGGGAUCUUCUGAUCCAGGAAAGGCCUGCACUGGCGUUGAGGUCAGUGGUGGUUUAGCCAUGACCAGAAGCACGGACAGGUCAUGUAGUGGUGCCGAUGGCUCCGCUGAGCAGUACAAAGAGGAGCAGAGCACCAGCGCGUCUUCCUCGGAGGCAAACCAGCCUCCUUCAGUCAAACCUCCAGUGACUGGCUCAGACGAAGCCGCGUCGCAAGCUUCCCCACCAGCGACCAAAGAACGGGUCGUUGAGCAAAUCAGAGAGGAAGGCUGGAGCGCCCGUGACGCAGAGAACGUCACCUUGGCCGAGCUGUACCUGAUGUUUGGGAAGCCAGGCAAGCUGCAGCUGGAGUACGAGUGGCAGCCGGUCACAGCUCCACCCAGCAACUCAGAAGAGGGACAAGCCUCAGUGCAGCCAAAGCCCGACAGGACAAAUCGAGUUUUGCGCUGCUUACUCAAGCUGGUUUCCACUGAAGUCAACCCCAAACCUCUGGCUCCAGAGCUGUGCUCCACAGCCACAUCACCCCUCAAGACCUAUCAGGAGGAGCAAAACCAGGUCCUCACACCUCCGGCGAAGGGUCCUGUUGCAGGCGCCCGUAGCCCCAGCUGUGGGCGGCCGCAGAAUGGCGUACCACCUCCGUCUCCUGGAGUCACCGGCGGGGGAGACUCACUCCUCUCUCCACCGAGCGUUGCCUCGCUCCUUGAUAUCUCCCUCCCAGGCCCUCCUGAAGAGGCUCUAACCCCCGGAGAACCUCAAACGCAGAUCAGCGACUCCAUCAUCGAGCUUGCCAUCAACUCCACACAUUACGGUGAGGAGGCUGCUCUCUCUCCAGCCAAGCUGGGCAACAGCGACGGCUCCAAACUGCUGGCCUCGUCUCCAUCGCUCAGCCCAUCCAGAGGCUGGAUCCCUUCACCCAGCCACGACCCUCAGUGGUACCCCAGCGACUCGUCUGACUCCACACUGGGAUGCCUCCUUUCCAGCAUGGUCUCUCCUGAUAAGGGCAGACGGACCACCCUAACCCCCACUGGCCCCUCCAGCGGCACAGCUCUACUCGGUCCUAGCCUCCUGGACUGCAAUUCUCAUGAUUCCUUUCAAUCCCGUGGCCUUCCUGAUGUGGCAGAGAUGGAUUCUCAGCUUGCUUGUAUGAUGAGUGAGAGCAGCAUAGACUACAUCGCUCGCUUCAAUGAUCUCGCUCAGGAGCUCGCCGUGACUGAGCCCUCCAUUCCACCUCCCUGAGGAGGAAGACCAGGAAGACUCCACCAAGCCAUGGUCAUCUGUACCUCUAAUCUACAGCCAGUUCCAGGCAUUUCCACAGUUCCGGGAGAGAGAGACACAAAUUGCUGGGCCCACACUUGGAAGCAGUGACUACUGCUAGAAAUUCAAAACUGAUUUGCAGCCAGCAGCUGCAAAUUACCCCAACUUUUACCACGUCUGGUUCUCAGACCUGUCGAUAAGCAGACCGGUCCUAAAAAGAGACCAAGGCAGAACUUUGAGAGCAUCAUGUUGUUGGUGACAAGAGGUACUGUAAGAGAGGAGAGGAGAGGUUUCCUCUUUGUCUCCGUUUGGAGAAAGAAGACUGGGGAGAAAGGCCAACCCCAUCCCCCCUCAAAGCCAUCCAUGGCCUGUUUGUAAAAGUGCAAUAAUAGGUGGUCAACCGUGACCAUUGUUCAAAAGCGAGUUGCGUUGGUUUCACUGAACUGUUCUCUAAGGAACAAUUCCCUUUAAAUACAAACACUUUAGAUAAAACAAAUGAGUUUACAAAAAUACAACCUCAUGUACAGGAAAAUUCUAUGCCAUAUCCGAACAAAAUAUCUGCAACGAUCUUUCAUGUCUCUUCCUGCUCUCGGUGUGUGAGUGCAUGAAUGUAUCUGUGUGUGCGUGUGUAUUAAAGGCUGAAAGGCUGACCGCUCAAAAUGUGCAGUUCAGAUCAUCAGCUGGUGGCAAACAGCCACUGGACUGUGAUUUUUAGUAAAAGUAAUGUCGGUGAGAAAGAGAUGCUUGGCAUAGUUCAGUAGCAAAAGUGGAACAAAACAAAGUGGUGCGUAGAAGUUCAUUUUUCCUGUUGGCCUCCUUUUUUUCUUUUCUUUUUGUUCCUCAUCUCUUAUGAGUUCAGGUGUUACAGAUUGUGUUGUAGGAAAAAAAAAAAAAAUACAAAUAAAAAAUGGCAGCUUGUU